Molecule: messenger RNA, 1625 nt
Organism: Erigeron canadensis
Lineage: Eukaryota; Viridiplantae; Streptophyta; Magnoliopsida; Asterales; Asteraceae
Product: F-box/FBD/LRR-repeat protein At4g26340-like
Exons: 3
Coding region: 548-1177 (209 amino acids)
Source: RefSeq, a predicted model, not a curated record
UAAUGAAUCGGACCAGAUAGAUGUUUAUUGGAUUGGAUCACCAUCAACCGAAAUAAAAUCAGAUCCGGCCCACACGUUGUACCCAAUGGGACAAAAUCAUUUUUAGAUAUGCCCUAAUAAGUACAAUUGUCUUUGAUCAUCAUCAGCAUCAACGUCAUGGUGUCCGUUUUUGAUCAAACUCUUCCCGGUAACAAGUUUAAUCUCCCUUUGUUUUUAUCCUUACAUUAUAUUAGGUUUGUUUCUUUUUUAAUAAUAUUUCUGCUUGUGUGCUCAUAUUGUUCCAAGCCCACGUCCUCUUUAACUAAGUAGUACUUUUAAUAAUUCGUUGAUCGGGUGCUCGAGUAUUGUAAGCUAGGCAUCCCAAGUUAAACUUUUUAAGUUGCACUGUGUGGAUCAUCGGAUUGACAAGUCGCGUGUGUGUAAGUGGAUUGAUGCAGCAGUGAGGUUAAACGUUUGUGAGCUUGAUGUUCUGCCUCAUAGUUUGUCAUUGAAAGUAUACGACCUUUCCAAAAAUGAUUACAACUUCAACAUUCCUACUUUGAAACACAUGAAAUUGAGGAUUAUUAAGAGACGUGUAUCCGGUAUCCACAAAGUUGUUCUAAAUGUUCCUAAGCUUGAGGACCUGUAUGUUCGAUUAGAUAUGUCCACAGUAGUUUUUGUCAUGGAAGAUUUAUCAUCUCUUAUUUCGGCUAAAUUAUCAAUUUACAAUGAUGGAUGUCAUCCUUUUUGGGUUGAAGUUUUAAAAGGAUUAAGUGGAGCUAAAUCACUUACGUUUGUUGUGCACGUUGAUCUAAAGACACCAUCCGAUACACAAAUACCCAAUUUUCCGUAUUUAAAGCACUUGGAGUUCAAAGUCAGUUCUUCUUACAAUGAUUGGGAUUGGCGAUUAUUUCAUCAAAUGCUAGAAAACUCUCCUGAGUUGGAGCAUUUAUGUGUUAUGAUGAAUCCCAAAGAUCAAAAAGAUUCCUCCUGGAUUGAGCCGCAGUCAGUCCCGACUUGCAUACUAAACAACCUUAGAACAAUGAAGUUUGCAAAUUUCAAGGGGCGGAAAUCCCAUCUACAGUUUUUUUGCAUACUUGUUGGGGAAUGCAGAGGCUUUGACGAAGCUGACAGUAAUACUCAGAUUUAUGUUUUAGUUAUGUUUUUCUUCAUGAUUUGUGAAGGAAUUAAGGUAUAAAAGGUAGAUUAGAAAUAUUUAUCAAUAUGCAUAUGUAUAGAUAAUGGGGGAAAGGAUGAAGUACAAAGGAGGUGGGAAGGGGUAUUUAUACAUGUAACCUAUUUUUUACUAAUACCCCUUCCUCACUAAGAAAGUUACAAUUUAACACCACAAAUUUUAUAGCUAACACUGACAAUCACCACGCGUGAUAUCCUACCUCUGGAAGAAGAAAUGCAGUUGAGUGCAGAGGUGUUGAAGCUUCCAAAGGCAUCCAGGUACUGCAAGAUUCAUUUUCUUGGAAGGCAGUCUUAUUCCGCAACUAGUUAGAUUCCUGAGAAGAAAAUUAUCUGAAUUAUGUAAUGAACCUGGUUGUGUGGUUUGUUUUACAUUUGUGGAUUGGGUUGAUCAAAAAGUAUUUGGGUGUUAGUCAAUACCUAAUAUUUCAGAAAUGUUUAAACCUUAACAAAUA